Messenger RNA from Drosophila takahashii, 1777 nucleotides. RefSeq names its product Sensory neuron membrane protein 1 (gene Snmp1). Gene Ontology annotation, cellular component: membrane; cytoplasm. Gene Ontology annotation, molecular function: scavenger receptor activity. NCBI's taxonomy places the organism in Eukaryota, Metazoa, Arthropoda, Insecta, Diptera, Drosophilidae. The record is from RefSeq and is a predicted model, not a curated record.
GACAAUUCAGUUGCGUCGCGACUGCGGAAGCCUCAGGUCUUCAGAGCUCAAAGGAGGCAAUCGAAUUAAAUAGGAUAGGAUUUAUAAUAAAAUAAGGAAAAGAAGUAAAGCCCAGAGAUGCAAGUACCUCGGGUUAAGCUCUUGAUGGGCUCGGGAGCCAUGUUCGUGUUUGCCAUUAUCUAUGGCUGGGUAAUAUUCCCCAAAAUUCUCAAGUUAAUGAUAUCAAAGCAAGUAACCCUUAAGCCGGGAUCGGAUGUUCGAGAACUGUGGUCCAACACUCCAUUCCCCCUGCACUUCUACAUCUACGUUUUCAACGUCACCAAUCCCGAUGAGGUCUCCGAAGGAGCUAAGCCACGUUUACAGGAAGUGGGUCCCUUUGUAUUCGAUGAGUGGAAGGACAAGUAUGACUUGGAGGAUGAUGUCGUAGAGGACACCGUUAGCUUUAACAUGCGGAAUACUUUUAUAUUUAAUGCAAAGGAUUCGCUUCCAUUGACGGGCGAGGAAGAGAUCAUUCUUCCGCAUCCCAUAAUGCAGCCUGGCGGCAUCUCGGUUCAAAGGGAAAAGGCUGCCAUGAUGGAGCUGGUUUCCAAGGGUCUAAGCAUAGUAUUUCCGGAUGCCAAAGCCUUUAUAAAGGCCAAGUUUAUGGAUUUAUUUUUCCGAGGCAUCAAUGUGGACUGCUCUUCGGAUGAAUUUGCGGCAAAGGCUCUGUGCACCGUUUUCUACACGGGAGAAGUGAAACAGGCCAAGCAAGUGAAUCAAACGCAUUUCCUAUUUUCCUUCAUGGGUCAGGCCAACCACUCGGAUGCUGGAAGAUUUACGGUGUGUCGUGGAGUGAAGAAUAACAAAAAGCUGGGAAAGGUGGUUAAAUUCGAUGACGAGCCGGAGCAAUCGAUUUGGCCGGAUGGCGAGUGCAAUAACUUUGUGGGCACUGACUCGACAGUUUUUGCUCCGGGUCUUAAGAAAGAAGAUGGCUUGUGGGCCUUUACCCCUGACUUGUGUCGAUCCCUGGGAGCUUAUUAUCAACACAAGUCAUCGUAUCACGGAAUGCCAUCGAUGAGAUAUACCCUGGAUUUGGGAGAUAUAAGGGCGGAUGAGAGGCUCCACUGUUUCUGCGAAGAUCCCGAGGAUCUGGACACGUGUCCUCCGAAGGGAACCAUGAACUUGGCGGCCUGUGUUGGUGGUCCUCUAAUGGCAUCCAUGCCUCAUUUUUAUCUGGCCGAUCCAAAGCUAAUCGCCGAUGUGGAUGGUCUCAAUCCCAACGAAAAGGAUCAUGCAGUCUACAUAGACUUUGAACUUAUGUCAGGAACUCCUUUUCAGGCUGCCAAGCGGCUGCAGUUUAAUCUGGACAUGGAGCCAGUGGAGGGCAUUGAGCCCAUGAAGAAUCUGCCCAAGGUUAUAUUGCCCCUAUUUUGGGUGGAGGAGGGUGUGCAUCUCAACAAGACCUAUACCAAUUUGGUCAAGUACACAUUGUUUUUGGGCCUGAAAAUCAACUCAGUCCUGCGUUGGUCCUUAAUCACCUUCUCCUUGGUGGGCCUGAUGUUUUCCGCCUACCUUUUCUACCACAAAUCCGAUAGUUUGGACAUAACCAGCAUUAUGAAGGAAAACAACAAGGUGGAGGAUCUGACCAGCACCAAAGAGCCAAAGCUGCCGCCACCAGCUAAGCCAAGCACUUUGCAACCAGUUCCAGGGGCAAAUACGCUGAUUCCAGGCACCAAUCCUCAACCUCCCAUCAAUCUCAAGAUGGAACACCGGGAGCACCGGGAGCGCUACUAACCGC